This is a messenger RNA of Rhipicephalus sanguineus (brown dog tick), 773 nucleotides long. Its product is annotated as NADH dehydrogenase [ubiquinone] 1 beta subcomplex subunit 8, mitochondrial. The transcript is spliced from 6 exons. The record is from RefSeq and is a predicted model, not a curated record. The coding region runs from base 24 to 773 and encodes 249 amino acids. Gene Ontology annotation, cellular component: mitochondrion. NCBI's taxonomy places the organism in Eukaryota, Metazoa, Arthropoda, Arachnida, Ixodida, Ixodidae.
AGAGGCAGAGGAGGUAAUAAGAAAUGGCUGCCCUCGUAGGUCUCUCCGGUCGUUUCGGACAAAUUGCUCGGUGCCAGCUCAAGGCUCCGGUGAUCACAUCAUGCCGAUCAGCGGGCUACUGGAACAAGGAUUGGCGCCCCGGUCCAACGCCGAAGACUGAGGAAGAGAUGAGAGCGGCCGCGAAGAAGUACAAGAUGCUCUACGAGGACUACAAGGUGCGGGCGGAGAGCGAGGGCCUGACGUGGGGUGACUACCCCAAGAUCCCAACGGUGACGGCGGGAUCCAGGGAUCCCGAGGAAGACUACGACUUUCCCACCCUGAAGCGGAACUACGGCGAGCCGGUUAACAUCUACAUGGACGCGUACACCCCUGAAAGGCUUGAUUUGAAGAGGUAUAAGGUUCCAAUACGGAAACAGAUUGCACAAUUCCUCGGCGUCGUGCUUGGCCUUUGGUACCUCAUGGACUUCUUCAACCGCCCCGAGCUUGCAUUUCAGUACACCAUUAAUGACAUUCCGGUGCAGAUGCCGAAUGACGAGUCAUCCACUACACCUUUGAACCGGCAAAGGAAGACCUGCGAAGCUGGAGAAGCGUUUCGAUGGCGAGGCGUCGCGCAUGCAUUUGUCUUCACUUGCCCGAUCGCUGUCGGUGGCAUUGGCUCGACAGCGACGCGCACACUAGCGCUUCUGGGCGUGCUGAUGUUUCUUCUACUGCCACUGCUCCUCUUUGGACGUACGCUUGGUGUCCGAUCCACGGUGAGUCCAAAGAGCAACUGA